This is a messenger RNA of Mauremys reevesii (Reeves's turtle), 849 nucleotides long. RefSeq lists its product as uncharacterized. NCBI's taxonomy places the organism in Eukaryota, Metazoa, Chordata, Testudines, Geoemydidae. The transcript has 6 exons. Gene Ontology annotation, cellular component: membrane. The record is from RefSeq and is a predicted model, not a curated record. The coding region runs from base 1 to 849 and encodes 282 amino acids.
AUGUCGUUUUUAAUAUGGGGUCCCGUCAGGGAACUGGGAGUUCUCCUCCUCCAGGGGAAGCAGCACAGGGAAAUUGCCAUCCAGGAAGUGUUCCUUUCCCUAGGUUCUGGGGAAAACCCUCCGAUGAUCUCGGUAACUGAAGGGGAACCUGUCUCCUUUGAGUGUUCCUUUGAUGGAUCCCCUGCAGUUGGCGAUCCAUUCUACGAGAUAAUCUGGAUGUAUGAGAUGACCCAUAAAAAUGUGUCCAAGAGAAUCCUGGCCUUUAGGAUGACUCGACCCAAUACCAGUGUCCCUGUCUCAGUCACUGAAGGCUAUUUUAGGGGUUGUUUAGAAUUUGAAAAGAACACCAGCUCUCUCGUCAUCCCCAAGGUGCAGGUGAAUGACAGCGGCCUGUAUUACUGCGACGUGGACACAAUACCACUCCAUGUUAAAUUAAGAACAAAUGGGACUCAUCUCAUUGUCACGGCCCCCACAGACGCAGUGAGUGUCCUGCUGAUCUCCAGUCUGACUGCUGGGCUACUUCUGUUCCUCCUUGCUUUGGGCUUGUAUUUUACAUUAAAGCGCCGAAUCCAGGACAAGAAACCAGAAGUUUCCCUGGAAAUGUCCGAUCCCAUUUGCAGCACCCCUGCCCCUGCCCGGAGAGAGUCCUUUACACAGCCCAUCGGCAGUGAAAUGAUCUAUUCAAAACUGCAGUGGAGCAAGUACAGUGUGGUGUCCUCUCCAGAGGGGAGCGCUCACACUGGCGAGCCAGUGACGAAGGAGCCCAGAGCGGGGAUCAGUGACCCAGGAACGGACACGGUGUAUGCCAUGCUUCAGGCACCGCAAAUGUAUCCCCUCCAUCUCAUGUAA